AUGCCAGGCUCCGCCAGCUCCAGGUCCUCGCGUCCUGUCUCGACCGCGAGCAGUCUGAUGCAAGACGUCCCCGGCGCCUUCCCGGCCGUACCUCAAUUCGGCACCGAGGACAACGAUGAGGAGGAGGCCCAGGAACCGCGAACUCUCCACGAGGUCGUUCACUCCAGGCGAGCGGAGUACGUCCGUCCCAGACACAUCCGUAUCAAGGUCGGCACGUGGAACGUUGCGGCAUACAAAGGCGCCGAGAAAGACGUCGGAGGGUGGUUCGUCCAAGGCAAAGGGCUUGCGGAACGGUUGACCGGAUUGAACAUCAACACCGAAGAGGAGCGCACACCCAAGGAGGACGUUUCUGAACAAGAAGAGAGAUAUCAAUCCAAGAAGUCCGCGCUACCCGCAGGAGACCAGGGCUCCCUACCCACGCUACCAGCAGGAGACCAAAGCUCCCUGCCUGGCAACGAGGAUGUCGGGUUGUAUGUGCUUGGGUUGCAGGAGGUGGUGGAUAUCAGCUCUGCGACUGAAGCCUUGAGACCGUAUACAGACCCCAGCGUUGCGACGAGAUGGAAAGAGGCGAUGGAAGCAGCGUUGCCUGCUGGAUACAAGUUGGUUGCGGAGCAGCAGCUGAUCGGAUUGCUAUUGCUGGUAUAUGCUGCGCCUGAUGUUGCCAAAGACGUCAAGUCCGUGAGUACGACGAGCGUCGGCACGGGUUUGAUGGGCUACAUGGGGAACAAGGGUGCUGUCACCGCGAGACUCGUGUUGGGCGACACCACCAGACUUGUCUUCGUUAACAGCCACUUGGCUGCCGGUGCUGAUAGGUCUGCUUUGGAGAGGAGGAAUUGGGACGCCCAACAGAUAGUCAGUCGGACGAAAUUUGAGCCGAUACAAGACUCCAUGGACCUUGUGCAGAGCCAAGGAGAGCAGAUUGGAGACGAAGACCUUGCAUUCUGGUGCGGCGACCUCAACUAUCGACUGGAAGGCAUUCCAGGCGACGAUGUGCGGAGGCUCCUCAUGCUGCACACACGGAAUGAGUACGACUUGAGUCAGCGAUCUGCUCAGAAGAUCGAGAAGGAAAUUGAAGAGGCCACCAAUUCCGUGAAGCAGAGAGCUGGCGAGACCAGUAGCUCCAGCUCGUCUUCUCUACGCUCCAGUACGGACAAUCGCAAAAGCACCGACAGCACCAAAGCUUCCACUCUGCUCGACAACAUCGCUGCCAGUGAGGAUCCGACUUCACUUCAGACGACCUUGUCCUCCCUCUUGCCACACGAUGAGCUGCGCCAGCAAAUGCAAGCCCGCAAGGCAUUCCAUGAUGGCUGGCAAGAGGGCCCUAUCACGUUCUUACCGACCUACAAGUACGACGCAGGCACUGUGGGCGUCUUCGAUUCUAGUGAGAAGAAGCGCGCUCCCAGCUGGUGCGAUCGCAUCUUGUACCGCACAAGGCGAGAAAAGCUGGCGUACGAGACCAAGAUCAGAGACGAAGAAAAGGCAAGAAAGAUGGAUGAACAGAUGAAGGCGAGCGGAAUUGAUCAAGCCGGGAACGAUGAUGACGAACUUUUGUACGAUUACGAUCCAGAGACUGACGGCGCCGAUACCAGCGGCGACUACGACGAAUACGACGAGUAUGAUGAUGUCCAAGACGGAGUGGUCAUCACCAAGGAAGGCUUCGAAGAUGCGAUCAGCCUGGAAUACUACACCGCGCAUCAGCGGGUUCUCUCCAGCGACCACAAACCUCUCGAUGCCUCGUUCAUGCUCAAAUACGACGCCAUGGUGCCUGAACUUAAGGCGAAGAUACAUGCGGAAGUCGCUCGAGAGCUCGACAAGGCAGAGAACGAAGGUCGACCGAAUGUUACCGUGGUUGUGGACAAACAUCACGAUACACCAGCUACGAGCGAAGAAUGCCUGCCCGAGAAGUUUGAGGGUAUCUGGUUCGGCAAUGUGAGAUGGGCGCAGAGCAAACGUCGGUCUUUGACGGUUGCCAACACCAGUCGUGUGCCCACUACGUUUUCCUUCAUCCAGCGGCCAGCGAACGCCGGAGAAGGAUCUGGAAUCGCACCAAGGUGGCUCAAGGUCGAAGUCAACGGCCAUGAGAUGUCUAGCUCCGCUAAGGCUUCAGAGUCUGUAACUUUGGAACCUGGCGAGACCGGCAAUGUUGACCUCGAAAUGCGCAUUCUUUCUCUUAACGAUGUGCACGACCUGAACGACAAGCGGGAGCUUGAAGAAAUCCUCGUCUUGCGAGUAGAGAACGGUCGAGACCACUUCAUCCCCAUCCGAGGACAUUGGUUGGAAAGUAGCCUUGGCAAGUCAAUCGACAAGCUCGUCAGGAUCCCCGAAGGGGGCAUUAGAAAACUACAAGGGCAAAAGCCUGAAGGUAGCAAGCUGAAAGUGGCUGCGAAAACAGUGGCGGCGGCGAAUAAUUUGCAAGAGACUACUUCCAAGAGCAGUAAUGAUGAAGAAGAACCAGUACGUUUCUCCGCUCCGCGCGAAUUGUUCCGGCUGACGGAAGCGAUUGAAGAUUUGAGUACGAGGGUCAUUGCAGAGUGGGAGAUGACGAAUACUCCUGCCACGCCUGCUUCUCUGCCCCCGACUGCGAGCGAUUUGUUUGCUGAGUUUACUCCGGAGCCGAUACCGCCUUGGGAUGCGCAUCCGGGUUGGCCAUUUGAGAAGGAGUGUUGGGCCGAGAAGGAUACUUCGCAUUGGAUGGAUGCUAUGAGUGAGGCCUGUAAUGCUUUAGAUGACGAUCAGGCUUUGGAGCCUUCACUGCCAGACGAUCUGCCGAGGAUUCAGAGGCUUUAUGUUCUGUGCAGUUUUCUGCUGCUGUUUCUGAAGAGUAUACCAGAUGGAGUCAUCACUACUACACUGUGGCUGGAGGUUGAGAAGUAUCUGGCUGAGAACGAAAAGGCGAAACGCAAGCUCAGCAUCGACGAUCAGCGCACCGCGAUACAGGAGAUCCUGUCUCCGAGUCCCAGUCAUAGUAUCAGCUUUGUACUGGUUAUGGGGAUGCUGGAACGAAUGAUCACCGAACGAGCUUCUGCUGCUCCGCCACCGCAUCCUGCGGGGAGCACUGGUGGUCACAGCCGAAAUCUCAGCGCCGACUCUACCACCUCACAGCCUCUGAGUCCGACCAGACGCGCUGGUGGCACUUUGAAGAGGAUCAUCACGGGCAAGACACCCUCGCCACCUCCAGGUGCUUCGAAAAGGGAAGCUGCUUGUAUGGCUCUGGCAACAAUCUUUGCGGAUGCCGUGGUCAAGGCGCCGGACGUGAGCGGAGACAAGGCGAAGACUGCGUUGGGGAGGAAGAAGGUUGAGAGUUUGGAGGUGUUUUUGAGGAAAGAUGGGGAGUCUGGGUGA
Messenger RNA from Lecanosticta acicola, 3342 nucleotides. The record is from the annotation of a GenBank genome assembly. NCBI's taxonomy places the organism in Eukaryota, Fungi, Ascomycota, Dothideomycetes, Mycosphaerellales, Mycosphaerellaceae.